UCUGACUAUUUAAGGGUAAGAUCGUCGUUCCAGUCAAUCACUUACGCACUUUGUCUUAAACGCGCUUCGUCUCUCGCUGUUAUUUGUUAGUUCGUUGUAAUAUAGUAUAGUUGUUAUUAAAUCGUAAAAGUGUUUAUUACUUCUAUAUAUUACACCUCGCUACAUUGGUGACCUCGACGAUAACAAGUAUGAACGCCGAAGAACUACGCAAUCAAUUGGAGGAGUUACGCCAAGAAAACGCUCGCCUUGCAGCACUACAGGCACAGCAAUAUCCAACAGCUUCAGUGAAUCGCGUUGCCGUCAAGUUGCCACCUUUCUGGUCCGAAAGACCGAGCUUAUGGUUCUCACAGGUUGACUCGCAGUUUGCAAUCUCGGGAAUAACAAGUGAGGAAACAAAAUUUAAUUAUGUUGUGGCUCAGCUUGAUACGCGUUACGCCGCCGAAGUAGAGGAUAUUAUUACUAACCCACCGCCUACUGAACGCUACAAACAUCUACGCGCAAAACUCGUUGAACGGUUGUCUAUCUCAGAAGAACAACGUGUGCGACAACUCAUCAAUGAAGAAGAACUAGGUGACCGUAAGCCAUUACAGUUCUUACGACAUCUUCGUUCCCUUGCCGGCACUACUACAUUACAAGACAAUAUUUUACGUCAACUUUGGCUCCGCCGUCUACCAUCACAUGCACAAGCUAUUUUAACCGCACAAUCAGAGCUUCCUCUGGAUAAGGUAGCCGAGCUGGCUGACAAAAUUGUUGAAGUGCAGCCAGCCCCCUCGCAAUUCGUCCAUGCUGUUGCCACGACGAACAAUAAAAAGGAACUCGAUGUUUUAGCUGCCAUUGAAGCACUCACAAAACAGGUAAGCGAAUUAUGUGCUAAACGCCCGCAAUGUUCCCGCUCUAGGUCACGUAACCGUUCAAACGUGGAACUGACUAACGGCAAAGGAUGGUGUUGGUAUCAUAGCACUUAUGGAGAAAAGGCUGCCAAAUGUAAGGCUCCCUGCAAGUAUCAGGAAAACUCCAACGACAGUCAGUAGCGGCGGCAACAGACUGUCCGAACCCGAGCAGCCGCCUGUUUGUUACAGAUCAAAUAACAAAACGCCAAUUUUUAGUCGACUCCGGUUCCGACUUAUCUUGUUACCCUCAACGGCUACUACGGGAACGACGCCAUGCCACCGAUUACGACCUCAGCGCGGCCAACAACAGUACCAUAAAAACUUA
Molecule: messenger RNA, 1215 nt
Organism: Daktulosphaira vitifoliae (grape phylloxera)
Lineage: Eukaryota; Metazoa; Arthropoda; Insecta; Hemiptera; Phylloxeridae
Exons: 2
Coding region: 189-1031 (280 amino acids)
Source: RefSeq, a predicted model, not a curated record